Messenger RNA from Coffea eugenioides, 2264 nucleotides. Its product is annotated as F-box/kelch-repeat protein At5g15710. Bases 538 to 1854 code for a protein of 438 amino acids. The transcript is spliced from 2 exons. Gene Ontology annotation, molecular function: protein binding. The record is from RefSeq and is a predicted model, not a curated record. NCBI's taxonomy places the organism in Eukaryota, Viridiplantae, Streptophyta, Magnoliopsida, Gentianales, Rubiaceae.
GUCGAGUUAAGUUACAGCAGACACCGGCAAGACAUAGAAUAUGAGUGAAUGGGGAAAAAGUACAUCGACCUAUGCCUGUUGAGUAAGAUUCUUGCUACCUGAACAAGCCCACUAGAAGUGUUGAUUUUCACGAUUAUUUGUUCAUCCCCGAGGUAACCCAUCUCAGAUUUUCCUACAAAGUUUCCAUUUCCCUUGUAUGCUUGUGCUGAUAGCUCCGUCAAGAUUCAACUUUUUGUUGACUUCAUCCCGUUCUUCACUGAGAGUUAAUUGACGGGAUCUAUAGAGUAAAAGGCAUUCACCGCAUUUCCCAUUUUUUGGUGCAGUCUUUCUAAAAUUAGGGAUUGCAUAUGAUGUUUGAUAACAUCCAAUAUUCAGUUAUUCGGGUUUUAGGUAUUUGCUUGGAUGAGAUUCCGUCUUCGUUUGGUUCUGAUGCUAUCUACAUAGUCAUGGAUGUUCAAUUGGAUGGGGCCUAGGAAAGAUUCAAUUUUGGCUAUUCAAGUCAGCAGAUGAUAUUGGGAUAGUGGGGGUGUUGGUACCAUGGUUGAAGUGGGGCAAUCUUCUGAAUCAGGGUUUAGAUUGCCAUAUUCUCGACUGGUUAGAAAUGGAGCUCUUCGGGAGGAGGAUAGUUUUCAGAGGCAAGCGACCAAUUUUGGGGGCAGUGGGUCAAGAAAUACUAGCCCACUGGGUCGAAUUGGGUCAAGGAACACAAGUCCUUCGAGGCAAAAAGUGAUUAAGACCAAACCAAGGGGAUUAGAUGAAGAGACGGUUGCCACUUUUAACAAGGCUGUUCAGCCGGAUGUUCAGAUGGAAGACAACAUAUGGGCAAUGCUACCUGAAGAUUUGUUGAAUGAAAUCUUGGCUAGGGUACCGCCUUUCAUGAUAUUUAGACUUCGAUCUGUUUGUAGAAGAUGGAAUUCUAUUUUGCAAGAUAAUAGCUUUUUGAAGUUUCAUUCGCAAGUGCCCUCUCAUGGACCUUGCCUUCUGACUUUCUGGAGGAAUCCGCAGACACCUCAAUGUUCAGUGUUUAGUUUGCCAUUAAAACAAUGGUUUAGGAUCCCAUUUACCUUUUUACCGCUGUGGGCAUUCUGGUUGGUUGGUUCCUCCGGCGGUCUUCUCUGUUUCUCGGGCGUAGAUGGGCUGACUUUCAAGACUUUGGUUUGUAAUCCUCUUACCCAAAGUUGGAGGAUAUUGCCUAGCAUGCAUUACAAUCAACAAAGGCAGUUGAUUAUGGUCGUUGAUCGGAUGGAUCGAUCAUUUAAAGUCAUUGCAACUAGUGACAUAUAUGGUGAUAAGUCUUUGCCAACAGAAGUAUAUGAUUCAAAGCUCAGCAAGUGGUCACUUCAUCAAACAAUGCCUGCUGUGAAUCUCUGCUCUUCGAAGAUGGCAUUUUGCGACUCAAGGUUGUAUUUGGAAACUCUUUCACCACUUGGUCUGAUGAUGUAUCGAUUGGAUACAGGGCAAUGGGAACACAUACCAGCAAAGUUUCCUCGGUCAUUGCUGGAUGGAUAUCUUGUUGCGGGUACUCAGAAACGCUUGUUUCUUGUGGGGAGAAUAGGCCUUUACAGCAAUCUUCAGAGUAUGAAGAUCUGGGAAUUGGAUCAUACAAAAAUUCUUUGGGUUGAGAUAAGUAGGAUGCCACCUAGGUACUUCCGAGCUCUUUUGAGAUUAUCGGCUGAAAGAUUUGAAUGCUUUGGACAGGAUAAUUUAAUUUGCUUUACAUCUUGGACCCAAGGUAAGAGCCUUCUUUAUGAUGUGGAUAAGAAGGCUUGGUCUUGGAUUGCUGGCUGUGCUUUUCAAUCAUACAACAGCCAGGUCUGCUUCUAUGAGCCAAGAUUUGAUGCAUCGGUCUGUUAAUUUGGUACCAUGUUUUUAAAUUAAUACGUUGAAGCCUGUCUUUAGUAGUACAUCUUUCUAAGCAAUAGUCCAUUUUGAUUAGUGCUGCGGCUUUGGAGGUUGUCGCUUCAUCCUUUAAUGUUGGAGCAGUACAGGCAUGAAGUACCAUCAGAGGUGCACCUAGAAUGGUCAAAUCUGGAGCCUAACGGUGAUGAAGAAAUUUUGUUGUUAAACUUGUGUAUAAAAGACAAUGCGGUCCCACAUUUUAGGCAGCCUUUCUGAAUGCAAGAAGCUAAUUCUCCAUUUGCCAUGCAACCAUGAUGAGCCAUUUAUAUGGUUAUGUGGUUACUUUGUUAAUAUCUUUUAGUUUUCCAUGUCAAUAAUCUGUUUAGAUUGUUGCAUGAUUAAAAUUUCUGCUUCAUUUUUUGAGA